This is a messenger RNA of Cyclopterus lumpus (lumpfish), 5124 nucleotides long. It is a transcript of the gene nr1h3, whose product is annotated as nuclear receptor subfamily 1, group H, member 3. Gene Ontology annotation, molecular function: RNA polymerase II cis-regulatory region sequence-specific DNA binding; nuclear receptor activity; zinc ion binding. NCBI's taxonomy places the organism in Eukaryota, Metazoa, Chordata, Actinopteri, Perciformes, Cyclopteridae. The record is from RefSeq and is a predicted model, not a curated record. Gene Ontology annotation, biological process: positive regulation of transcription by RNA polymerase II; lipid metabolic process; cell differentiation. The coding region runs from base 719 to 2098 and encodes 459 amino acids. The transcript is spliced from 12 exons.
CGCGCGCCGCUUUCUUCGGAGCCGCCGAAUCACAUGACAUAACUACGCUGGUUUGGCUCGCGAGCUAACAUGCUAGCUCUCCGGUCAGAGCCGCUGUCAACAGCCGAAAACGGACGGAGCAGCGUCCCCCCCGACUAACAAGCAGGGCCGGUUGCAAACUCGCCAAGUCUCCGGUAAAAGUGAACCGAUUCCCCCCCCUUCCUCUUGUUUAACCGUGUUUCGCCGUGAAGCCGUUAUGUGACGUUAGCUCGCUCUACAGGAAAACACGCUCAUGGACAAAGGUGACUGGCUGAUAAGAUGCAGAGGGGGGACAUUGGACUUGUGCAGAGAGAUCAGCGUGAGGAUGACGUCAGAGUAGAAACCGCUUCAAUUGGUCCAAUACGACCCGUUGUGUCUGUAAGACGGACUGCAGAGCUCGCUUGGACUUAACUCGCUAUGCCGACAUGACAUUUGACAAAGGGACUCGUCCUCUUCCCCGGCUCACUGUCUUCAAGAUAUCGAGCCGUUGCUCUUCCGCCCGAUAAGUCACAGGUUUUUUUUUUUUUUUUUUUGGCAUCCUCCUCCGGGGGGGGGGGGAAGCAAGUCCCUCCGUCAGCGCCGGGGUGCAUCGACAGGCGCAGGUCGUGGACUCUCCUGGGCGGGAUGGACGGACGGUGAAUAAGACAUCCGCUUCAGAGGUGCACGUUGAUUUUCGUAAUGACAAGCUGCUGUGCAGAAGAUGUCCACGCUGUCUGUGACUGAUAUCCCAGAUGUUGGUCAUGAUGAGAGGAAGGUGUUUGUCGGGGCCUCUGAGCUGCAGCUGGACUGCAUGGUUGAGGAGCGCGGCGGAAGCACCGCAAUGAAGCACGAAGGCCUGCUGUCGCUGGCUGACCUCUCCCAGCCAGAUGACCUCCCCGCCCCCUCCCACAACGGCCUGCCGCCGGCCGACAUGAGAAGAAGGAGCCCCCUGCUGGUGGAGCCGAGCGACAUCAAGCCGGAUCCGUCUGCAGAUGGUCAGCCGGUGAAGAGGAAGAAGGGCCCCGCCCCCAAGAUGCUGGGCAACGAGGUGUGCAGCGUGUGCGGCGACAAGGCCUCCGGUUUCCACUACAACGUGCUGAGCUGCGAGGGCUGCAAGGGCUUCUUCCGCCGCAGCGUCAUCAAAAGCGCCCAGUACAACUGCAAGAACAAUGGCCGCUGCGAGAUGGACAUGUACAUGCGGCGCAAGUGCCAGCAGUGCCGCCUGCGCAAGUGUCGGGAGGCGGGCAUGCUGGAGCAGUGCGUGCUCUCCGAGGAACAAAUCCGGCUGAAGAAGAUGAAGAAGCAGCACGAGGACGAGUCGUCCCGCGCGUCCGCCGUGGUCACGCCCACGCCGCCGCAGGAGAUGGCCUCGCUGGACCCGCAGCAGCAGGACAUGAUCGAGAAGCUGGUGGCCAUGCAGAAGCAGUGCAACAAGAGGUCGUUCCUGGACCGGCCCAAAGUCACCCCGUGGCCACAGAGUCAGGACCUCCAGAACCGGGAAGUGCGUCAGCAGCGCUUCGCCCACUUCACCGAGCUCGCCAUCAUGUCGGUCCAGGAGAUCGUGGACUUCGCCAAGCAGCUUCCUGGUUUCCUGGAGCUCACGAGGGAGGACCAGAUAGCUCUCCUGAAGACGUCCACCAUCGAGAUCAUGCUGCUGGAGACGUCUCGGAGGUACAACCCGACUAUAGAUAGCAUCACGUUCCUGAAGGACUUCAGCUAUAACAAGGAGGAUUUCGCCAAAGCAGGGCUUCAGCUGGAGUUCAUCAACCCCAUCUUUGAGUUCUCCAAAGGAAUGAACGACCUGCAUCUGGACGAGGAGGAAUACGCUCUGCUCAUCGCCAUCAACAUCUUUUCUGCAGAUCGGCCAAACGUGCAGGACCACGAUCUGGUGGAGCGGCUGCAGCAACCCUACGUGGACGCGCUGCGCUCCUACAUCAUGAUAAAGAGACCCAAUGAUCACCUGAUGUUUCCCCGCAUGCUGAUGAAGCUGGUGAGCCUCCGUACGCUCAGCAGCGUCCACUCGGAGCAGGUCUUUGCCCUCCGCCUCCAGGACAAGAAGCUUCCCCCGCUGCUCUCCGAAAUCUGGGACGUCAACGAGUGACGGCGCACCGCGACGUCUUUUUGGAGCCGCGGCCAGCAGGAACACUGACUCCUCUCUGCCCCGUGUGGUCGGAUCGGAUAUAGCAAUGAGAUUGAUUUUUUUUUUUUGGGCGGGUGGGCGGGGGAGAGGAAGAGGAAGAGGAGGAGAGCAUCGUCGCCCCUUUGCUCUCAAACGGACUGCGAACAAGACCCAUGAACACUCGGUUGUCUUUGAGCCCUUUUUUUUUGUUGUCUUUACGUUUUUGUUGUAGUUGCCGACGUGAUUAUGGGGAUUAUUAAAUACCAGCGUAACAAUUACUCCGUAGCCAGUUUUCUGUUCGAUUUGGUAUUUGUUGAUUUCUAGUGCAGUUCUAUACACACACAGUCUAACAAUUAUAAUCUGAGUGGGUCUCGGCUAGUCGGGAUCACGUUCAGUUGAAAUAGCGAUAUCUCUUUUUGUUUGUUUGUUUGCAGUCGUGCAAUAGUUGAGCACACAGACGCGCGCACACGGUGCGGUUCACUUUAUUGACGUCGGGUUAAUAGUGGGAGGCCGACCGGUUGGCAUUGUGGGUCGUGAUCAGGCAACAAGUAGUCCCCGUCGGAGUAAGUGCAGGAAUCACAAGCGGCCGGUGUCGUCGCUCAGGUAACGUAAUGUGAAGUAGGCCUCCUUUUGGUUCCCGGGAGAAGACUUUUGGUUUCCUUUCCGAGUGCAUAAAAGGGCCCUUUUUGGUCAUCCGUAGACGCCCAUUGACUUUCAUGUAAAUUGUAUAUUUAUUUUCACAAGGAAAAAAAAAAAAGCUCACACACACACAUACAGAUUGUACAAUCGCAUACUUGACGCACAACAAAGUACAACUCAUUAAGAGGAAGCUAAGUCUUUUAUUUUACACAGCGCUGGAGGUACUGACGAGUCUUCGAAAUUCCAUGUAAAGAUUUCAAAGAAACUAAACAGGAAGUCGAGCUGCCGUCUCUUGUGACCCUCCGUCCAAAUAAAUGAGAGAACCAUCUGGACAAAGAUGCGUUUUUAUAAAUCAAAAGUAGAAGGAAUCAAAUUCACCUAUUUACCUGUAUGCGGGAUGUACUUUUUAAUUCAUUAAAUUACAAAGCAGUUUAUAUUUUAGAUGUUUUGUUGUUGUUUUUAAGCGGUGUGAGAAAUGUGUAAGCGACAUUCAUGUAGCUCGAACGGGACGUAGAGGAUGUGACGGCCUUUUUAUUUUUGAUAAUAUUACUGUGUGAAUGACGCCCGAGGGCGAAUGUACCGCUGGAUGUCAGGUGGUGGAACUUCUCUCCAUCUACAGCAGCUUUUAAAACUGGUCAGAUUUAGGAAAAGAACCGCAUUGUACCAAAAUCUCUUAUUAAUAAAGUGGAGCCGGAGAACCGUCGAGUGGAAACGCGACACUUUUGAGUUCUAAUAAACUUCAUAGCUACAGAGAACGAGGUGUCUGUGCUCGUGCUGUGUUUCCGAUGCUUCCCUCCUGCGCAGGUGUGAACUUUGAAAUGCAAAGUUUUAUUUUAUUUUUAGGGUUUGAAAACCAGAGUGUGUGUGUGUGUGUGUGCGUGUGCGUGUGUGUGUGUGUGGUCGUUAGAGCUGCUUCACCAUUUUAAAGUGUCCGAACACCGCGAGUUUAACUUUAAAAUUGAGUGUUGUACUGGAUUAUUUUUAUUAUUUUUUGUAGCUACAAUUUAUUUUUUAAUAUAAAUAUAAGCACGACUCCCCCAGCAACGGGCUACCAGUGAUGUCCUUCUCAAUUACACAGCCGGGCCUCGUUUUUGAUUUGAUCCAAAUUAAUUGUGUGUUUUGAUCAUUUUGAAUCUCUCUCUUUCUCUUUCUCUCUCUCUCUCUCUCUCUCUCUCUCUCUCUCUCUCUCUCUCUCUCUCUCUCUCUCUCUCUCUCUCUCUCCAUCCAAGAAUGUCUCUAUUAAAACAUCAUUUUUGUUUUUUUAUUUACCUUUUUUGCGGUCAAUAUUUUAUUGCCUUCAUUUUUCCACAGCAGACAUUUUAAACGUCUUUAACGGAUCGUGGGAAUAAAUUGUCGAGUCAGCAGUAACUGCCCUGGUUGCGGUUUGCAACAAUAUAUGAAAUAUAGAUUUGUGACUUUUCUUUAAUUCUUGCUCCUUCCGUUCUGCAUCAAAGUCUCUGUUCUCUGGCAAAACGCGGUGAGCGCCACCUGUUGGUUGGUUGGUUGGUUGAACACAAACAAGUGGGUGUUGCUCUUCCUCAUUCUUUGUUUUAAUAACAGUGAUCACAGAAACAGUUAAACUUCCUGUUUCUCAACAACAAAAAUGCUUUACAAAAGGAUUUUUUUUUGGGGUUUCUUCCUGCUUCCCAACUGGAAGGGAUUUUAUUUUUUUAAGGGGCAACAUGAGGAAAUUGAAAGUCAAACUUGAUACUGGUAAUCUAAAAAUAUUAUGCUGAAUAGUUUCCCCAGUCUGGACGGACUAAAAGACGUUUUCUGACCAUGUUUUGUAUCGAGACACUUUUUUGCUUAGAGAUGUCUUUUUUUUGUCUUCUUCUUGACGCUCAAUAAAUGAUUUCUUAUUGAUAUUCUUAAAUCCCUCAAACCCUUGAAUGAUGUAUUUGUUGUUUUUUCUUUUUUGACGGGUCAAUCAAUAUCAAAGAAGCAGAAUAAUCGGUGUGCAUAAUUUUCAGAUGCUACUUUUUUUUUUUUAUGAAAUGCGUUUGGUUUUUUUCCGCUUGCAGUUUAUCUCUAACCAUUAAAAUGUAAAAAGUAGGUUCUGUAUUUGGGGGAAUUUUCCAACGAGCCCCGUCUGAAUCCCAGGUCUCGCAGUCAUCAAACAAGCAAAAACACCACUUUUUUUUUUCUUUCUCGAGUGUACAUGUCAUGUUAAAGCUGUCGGUAUCAAAGGUUAAUUGUUCUGUAUAUACUGUAACGGUCGUCUCAGAUCUCAUUUGCUUCCCGUCUUCAAAGGGUGACACUGUAAAACAUUGAUGUAUAGAAAUGCAAAAACCUAUUUUAAUACUCGUAACUCAUGAAGACCUUUUCUUGUUUUGUAUGUACAGUAUAAAUUAAAGCGAUGCUGUAGUGCU